GUGACCCGAUUUUGCCAAGCCACUACUAUUCACCCAAGAAAAUGUCCACUAUCCAAUCCGAUCAAUCAAACUUCAACUUCACCCCACCAACCCCCACUAGCAACCGCUACCACUCAACUAAACAACCCACAAAGGGGGAAAAACCCCAAUUCCAUAAUGCGCCGAAAGCUCUACGUCCUACGGAAAUCCGUACCUCCCUCCCCUCCAAUUCCUCCGCUCCCUCCACAUCGUCAACACCCAGCUAACCCUCACGAAAAAAACAGAAACUCCGCCAAUCAUGGUCCAAGUACGUCCUGUACAACAUGUCCCGCGCACCCCAGCCGCGCAUACCCUCGCAGAAGACCUUCUUCCAGCAAAAGUGGGCGGCAAAGGCAGAGGUGCGCCAUUAUCACGGGGAACACCUGACGAACCGGCAAUGGCAGAACAUCUUCCGCCAUACGAUGAAGGCGAGUGUGCCGAUGCAGAACGUGCGGCUGGCACUGCACAACGGUAGCGAGAUGGCGAUGGGCAGGGGUAGUGGACUGCAGGGUGAUGAGGGUUAUGGGAGGGUGAAGACUGUGCCGUACAUGAGUCAGUUGUUCUGGCCCAUGGAGAGGAGGCUCGACAUGGCCGUGCAUAGGGCUAUGUUUGCGAGCAGUGCGAGGCAGGCGAGGCAAUUUGUCGUGCACGGGUUUGUGAAGGUUAAUGGGAAGAAGGUAUGUCCCCUCGGGCUUUCCCAUGGAGGAAAGGAGAGAGAGAGGAGGGGGGGGGUUGAUUGGAUUUGUGUAGAUGGUGCACCCAGGGUAUAUGCUCAACCCCGGAGAUAUGUUCUCUGUCGACCAAGACCAAGUCCUUUUCGCGACCGGGCAGCCAAAACGUGAUCUUAAGAACGCCGAGGGCGUAGCAGCGGAAACCGACGCCACCGAGGGAGAAGAAAAGACCGAGGGAGAGGGAGGCAAGGUCAAAGCCGAAGCUAAGGAAGGGGAAGCCGUAGGAGACACGGAAGCCAAGUCUGUGGAAAAGGAAACGGAAGAACCAUCACCAUCACCAUCACCUAGCGAGAGCAAGCAAGCCUCGACCGAGGGAGAGACAGAGGAAGAGAUUAGGCGUAGAGAGGCCAAAGAGAAACUCAAAGCUUUGAGCCAGGACCCGAAUAACGUCUUGGACCUAACUAAGCCUUAUGCCACGCCUUGGAGGCCGAGGAACUAUCUGGCGCCUUUCGCGUUCAUUCCGAGAUAUCUCGAGGUAUCGGAUAGCUAGUUUUGUGCCUGGGUGGGAUUUUUGACUAACAGAUUUAGGUCAACCACAAUACAUGCCAUGCCGUGUAUCUCCGGCACCCAGUUGCUAAACCUGGAUUGGCCGAAGUAGGACUAUCUUCCCCCUCAAAUACAGUACCGAGUUUUCAUAUCUAACAAUGCCUUUCUGCAGGCACCGUCUCCCUACCCCGAAGAAGUCCUGCAAAUGGCAUUCGCCUGGUAUCUAAGGAGGCGAUAGAUGUACAUGUUUCAAUUAUUCAGCCAUUUCACAAAAA
Molecule: messenger RNA, 1510 nt
Organism: Tuber aestivum (summer truffle)
Lineage: Eukaryota; Fungi; Ascomycota; Pezizomycetes; Pezizales; Tuberaceae
Source: the annotation of a GenBank genome assembly